AUGAUAAUGAUGGUGAAUGUUACCGGCUCCUUUCUGUAUUUACUUAUGUGCGCAGUAGUCUUUUUCACACCGUGCUCUUACUCGCACCCGCAGCCGUGCCAGGUUCUAAAGCGCAUUGGCAACACGGUUCGGGUCGGAGUUCUGCACGUGCACCCUCGCUUACUCCUUGACACAAGCAGUUCCGAUGUCUGGAAUAACGCGCGGGGUCCAACAGAGGCCAGAGACGGCCGAGCGCAUGUGGACAAGCCGCUUCCAAAAAGUGCCGUGGCGGAGUUCGGAAGCCUCCGGAGCAGAGGUUCCGCACCCAGUCAGCGGGGUGGAGGUAGGGGGAAAAUUCACGCACGGCAGCGGGAAGAGAAUGCGUCGUUGGAUAAUCGUUUAUUCGCACCCAGAGAGUCCGUACUUCUCGCGGUAGAGGCUGUGAACCGAGCCGGGAUUCUUCCCUUCAAUUUGUCCCUGGAGCUCGUCAUGGCUGUUGGCUCCGGGCUCGGCGAGCUUCCCGCCUUCUCCUUCACCUCCCCGGGAAGCCCCGAGGACGAGGACCCGCUGUCCUUUGUGGAGAGCGUUUGUCAUACGGUGGUCGUGCAGGGGGUCUCCGCCAUGGUGUCUUUCCCACGAAACCGAGACGAGUUUGUCAAGUUGGAGUUCGUGUCUCAAGCUCUAAGUGUGCCGGUCGUCAGUGUUCUCCCGAAAGAGUUCAAGCGCCAAAGUGAGAAUCCACUUCAUUUCCAAAUGGCCAUGCGGACAGUGGAGGCUCCAGCACCCCAUCUCUUAUAUGCCCUUUUGAUGAUGAAUGGUUGGUGGGACAUAAGUGUGUUGCUCUGCCAGGAAUGGGACAUAAGUGAAUUUAUUUUCCUCAUCAAAAAUAACACUCGUUUCCACCUGGGUACGUUUGUCAACCUGACAACUUCAACCUCUGCACUUACUUCAUCUUCUUUACCAAACUCAGGAGGCGCAUUAAGUAUCUCGACAGUAGCAGAGUUGCCAUCAUCAACAUUUUCCCACCAUUUGUCUUCAUCUGCUUCGACUUCCUCAGCCAAAAUGGAGCAGCAACAAGCGCUCAUGCGGCAGUUGGAGGCCCUGAGAGAGCCUUCAUCUACUGUUGGAGUGGUGACGUUCGGUUGUGAGAUUCGUGAGGUGCGUCGCCUAUGGGCGAUGGCCACUCGGAUGGCGCUUCCAGAAUACCAGUGGAUUUUAGGGGAUGGCCAGAAUGUGGCAGAAUUGAGAACAGAGGGAUUACCUCUUGGACUAUUGGCUCAUGGGGUCAUGGCAUCCCCUUCUCUGGAUCAGUACGUCCAUGAUGCUUUGGAGCUGGUUACACGGGCUAUUGGAAGUGCAGCCCAAGAGAAUCCUGCCCUGGCGCUCAUUCCUGGAACUACAAAUUGUAUGGAUAUACAACAGAGCAAUGGAAGCACAGGGGAAUUUUUGUCAAGAUUUCUAUCCAACACAUCCUUUGAGGGCCAGAGCGGCUUUAUAUCCAGAGAUCGUCAUAGCCAAAAUGUCAUCUCAGAGGCUCAUCACUACAUCUGGUCCCUCCAGCUGGACCCUCUGGGCCAGCCAACCUGGACGAGACUAGGACGUUGGCGCAGAGGGAAAGUUCUGAUGGAUCAGGGGGCCUGGACGAGCCGUCAGGGUUCUGGAGGGGGAGGAGACUGGCGCAGACCCACAAGGCUGCAUUUGCGGGUGGUGACAUUGGUGGAGCACCCAUUCGUAUUCACUCGGGAUGUGGAUGGAGACGGGUUAUGUCCUGCUGGCCAGUUGUGCCUCGACCCACUCACCAAUGACUCAUCAGUUUUACAAAGUUUUUUUCAAAACCUCGCAGGACCAAAUGGAUCUGUGCCCACAGACUCCAAGAAAUGCUGCUAUGGUUAUUGCAUUGAUUUGCUGGAGAAGCUGGCAGAGGAUAUGGGAUUCACUUUUGACCUCUACAUUGUUGGAGAUGGGAAAUAUGGAGGCUUGAAGAAUGGUCGCUGGACAGGAUUAGUGGGUGACCUGCUUAGUGGCGCUGCUCACCUAGCUGUGACAUCUUUUAGCAUUAAUUCAGCAAGAAGCCAAGUCAUUGACUUCACCUCACCCUUCUUUUCCACCAGCCUGGGAAUUCUGGUUCGCACCCGUGACACCGCAGCACCCAUCGGGGCCUUCAUGUGGCCCCUUCACUGGUCAAUGUGGCUUGGCAUCUUUGUCUCUCUUCACGUCACCGCUAUCUUCCUCACCCUCUACGAGUGGCACAGCCCAUUUGGUAUGACACCGCGUGGACGCAACCGAGACCGGGUCUUCUCCUUCUCCUCUGCUCUGAAUGUGUGCUACGCUAUACUUUUCGGGAGAACUGUUGCCAUCAAGCCCCCAAAGUGCUGGACGGGGCGUCUGCUUAUGAACCUUUGGGCAAUUUUCUGUCUCUUCUGCCUUUCUACCUACACUGCUAAUCUGGCGGCGGUCAUGGUUGGUGAGAAGACAUAUGAACAGCUAUCAGGGAUCCAUGACCCAAAGUUGCACCAUCCCUCUCAGGGAUUCCGAUUUGCUACAGUCAGAGAAAGCAGCGCCGAGGACUAUGUCAAAAAGAGUUUUCCUGAGAUGCACGAGUACAUGCGACGAUACAACGUCCCAGCAACUCCAGACGGCAUACACAAUCUUAAGGCCGAUCCCCAGAAAUUGGAUGCGUUCAUUAUGGACAAAGCUCUGCUAGACUAUGAGGUCUCAAUUGAUGCAGACUGCAAGACACUGACUGUUGGCAAACCAUUUGCUAUAGAAGGAUAUGGGAUUGGACUUCCUCAGAACUCUCCCCUCACUUCCAACUUCUCUGAGCUUGUCAGUCAGUACAAGUCGGAUGGCUUCAUGGACAUGCUGCAUGACAAAUGGUACAAGGUGGUGCCGUGUGGGAAGCGCAGCUUUGCUGUGACUGAGACCUUACAGAUGGGUAUAAAGCAUUUCUCCGGGCUCUUUGUGAUGCUGUGUGUGGGUGUGGCCUUAUCUCUGCUGACCACUAUUGCAGAGCACAUCGUGUACAAACUGGUAAUCCCGAGGGUCAAGGAGCCACGUUUCAAAUACUGGCUACACACUAGCCAGAGAUUGCACAGAGCGCUUAAUUCAGUCUUUGCUGACGACAAGCUGCAGACUAUCACCAAGCCUGAGAAGAGGUGCAACGAAGGAAACAACAAGUCAGCAUCUUGGAAUUCUGCAGAGCCCUCUCUCUACAACAGGCAUAGAGUUCCUGCAAACGAGGCCCACAAUGACUUGGAACACCCGCCCUCCCAGGAUCUUCCUUUACCACCACCAGCUUCUGCGUUUCCGCUUCACCAUUCUCUUCCUCUAAUGGACAAACACCUUCCCAUCGUGACCACCUCUAAUGGCCGCUCAAACCUACUGAGCCGCUUGUGUGCCCAAGGACAGGGAAGCGCCGCACUGGGUAUGACUCCAGGACCGUGUCUGGGUGUGGGAGACUCUGGCUCUGGGCUGGGUAUGGGUCGAAGUCCACUGGUACAGGAACUGUCAGAACUGGAGAACCAAAUCUCUAUGAUCAAACAGCAAUUGCAGUCAGCCAUGAGGAGGAAGAGAGAGCUUGAAAAGUACCAGUUAGAAAACCCACUAGCAAACCAGACUACACCUAGCCCAGCUACUGUGCACCAGCCUAACCAGCUCUCCCAGUAUACACAGUCGCACCAACAGACUAACCAACACCAAAACACACUCCCAGAAUUCUGA
This is a messenger RNA of Nerophis lumbriciformis (worm pipefish), 3699 nucleotides long. The record is from RefSeq and is a predicted model, not a curated record. Lineage: Eukaryota; Metazoa; Chordata; Actinopteri; Syngnathiformes; Syngnathidae.